UGUAACAUUGUUAACAACAAUUUUUUGCUUGUAAUUUUUAACUAAUGUCAACAAUAUACUAAUGAAGAUGGAAAAGGGAGACUCGGCUUCUAUGCCGAAUGCAGACGCAUAUCGUCGUCUAUUGAGCAAAACCGUCUCACAGCUAUUGUUAGACAAAGGUGCCGGCGUGGCCAGCCACCAAUGUGUGGAGACGCUGACCCAAAUGAUGCAGUCUCUGCUUGUUGAGAUUGGCAACUCGGCACACAAUUAUUGUGAACUGGGUGGACGCACUAUGCCCACUGUGGGCGAUGUUAGCUUAGCGCUCAUUAACAUGGGUAUUAACAUAAGCACCCUGGAGCAGUAUACGCGGCGAACCACUCACACGCCUAUAGCACUGCCACCGCAACAGUCACAACAACGUCAGCUAAGCUUGCUGCAAGCCGGCACCAAAGCAGCUCAUCCACAUUAUGUGCCCAGCUAUUUUCCACCCAUGCCGGAUCCGCAUGCCUACAUACGAACGCCCACACACAAGCAGCCUGUGACAGAGUACGAAGCUAUACGUGAGAAGGCUGCUAGUCAAAAGCGCGAUGUAGAGAAGGCACUGACUAAGUUUCUCUGCAAAACCUCUGAGACCAACAAUCUCUUUCCCACCGAGGAUAAUAUGUUUCCACUUAUCUCAUGUAGGCCUGCCUUUCCUGCAUAUUUAGCUGCCUUAAAUCCCACCGACCAAGUGUUUGACUUUGAAGAGCUGGAGUACCAUUACCUGGUGGCAAAUCGUACAGAGGACGCGCCCAGCAAAGAGGACGGUGAAGAGGGUGACAGCGACAAUGAGGAGGUCGAUGGCGAUAAGUCCAAAGAGCUUGAGCUUGAAAUCAAACCAAAUUCAGCCACUAACAAGGCUAUUUUGGAAAAUCCCAAUAUUGACAAUCCCUAUUUGCGUGCCGCCACCUUGCCUAAGCGCUCGAAGGGCAACGGCGAUCCCACCACUCCACGCAUAAUGCCCACACGCAAUCCGCCCACAACAGCUCCAGCGGCGCCUACGCCUUCCACACUAGAAAUAACAAAAAGUAGCAUAUAAUAGUUAUAGAAUAAAGUCGUUUAUC
Messenger RNA from Drosophila busckii, 1082 nucleotides. RefSeq names its product transcription initiation factor TFIID subunit 8 (gene Taf8). The record is from RefSeq and is a predicted model, not a curated record. Gene Ontology annotation, cellular component: transcription factor TFIID complex. Gene Ontology annotation, molecular function: protein heterodimerization activity. Lineage: Eukaryota; Metazoa; Arthropoda; Insecta; Diptera; Drosophilidae. Bases 62 to 1057 code for a protein of 331 amino acids. The transcript has 3 exons. Gene Ontology annotation, biological process: transcription initiation at RNA polymerase II promoter.